GGCCUGUUCCCGCGCCCGCCCGCGCCGCUAGCCCUCCUUCCUCGCCGCGGAGCCAGCCCCGGCCUUUCGCGAAUAUGGCGCUUGUCCCCUGUCAGGUGCUGCGGGUGGCUAUUUUGCUGUCUUACUGCUCUAUCUUGUGCAACUACAAGGCCAUCGAAAUGCCCUCGCAUCAGACCUACGGAGGGAGCUGGAAAUUCCUGACGUUCAUUGAUCUGUAAUUGCGUGUGAACUCCUGGCUGCUACCGCAGCAUCACUUUCUGAACACCCAACAUUACCUGGUAGGUGGGAGACAAGCGGAGGUGGGGCGCAGCCAGGUUGUGGGCUCUUUGGAGGGGAACACAGACCUACUUCUAAGAGUUGAUGUAGGAAGACUGACAACCAGCAAAAGAAUGGAAGGCCUUGAUCAUGAGUGACUUCGGACCUGUGCACCCCAAGGUGCUUUCCAGGGCACCCACCGUGGGAUGAAGUUGUCACAACUGCAGGACACUGGGUAUUGUCCGGUACUUGUAGCUUCAGCGUGAAAGGACCAAAUGCCUCUGUAAGGGAGAGAAAGCACCCAAUAAAGUUGUCUUCUUUGCAUCUGUUUUUGCCCAUUGUCAGUAAUUUACUUCUGCCCUUUUCCACAGAAACUUUAGAGGAAACAGACUUUCAAAAUGCACUUACACAGUGACUAUGCACGCCUCCCAGUCUUCCCAUGUAAGAGUUAGCUUAAGCAGCUCCUCUGUUGACCCAACAUUACAGUCUUGACAACAGUAGGUUUUUUUUUAAGCUUACUUACUUUAGACACUGAAAGGGCCUCCAGAGUUAAUCAAAAAAGGCAUAAGGCCCAAUGACAACAUAGGGUGGAUGCUAGAACGUCAGGGUGAAAAGUGACUAAUUUAGACUGGGUCACACACACACUAAAGAUAAUCAAGUAUGGGCAGGGGCGUAAAACAAAAGCUAUUGGUUCUAAGGACUCAUGUAAAGUAGAAACAAGUCCUGGGAUGCCAGAACUGUCUGUCCAAGAUUAUACACAAGGCUGGCAUCACAAGCAAGAUAAUAAUCUCUAAUUGUUGACCCUCCGUUUUGAUGAUGAGAACCUGAUGCCUAUUUUAAGAUAUUUCCUAAGCUUUAAAUGUGUCAAAGAAACGCAGUCAGAAGCUUUUUGUUUAGAAAUACCACCUUAUAUUUGCAUCCUGCUAAGAGACUUUCAGCAAGGGAUUUAAAUUCUUUUCUCCAACGGUCUUCAAACUGCGUACCCCUAUGGUACACAAGACUUCCCAGGGCAUGGAACAUUUCAAGGGUAUCAAUUUUCGGAUCCUCAACUUCCAACUCUUUCUUGAAACUGAUCUGCUUCUGAACAUGCCUGAUGUCUGCCAGUUCUCAUUUCCUCCUCCCCAUUCAUCUAGGUGACAAGCACAUGGCAAGACUCUGCUGUAUUUAUCUAUCCCUUUUCGCCUUCAGAAGAUAACGUGGUUGCCACCGAGACUAUUUUGAUUGAAAAACGAAGUCAGAUUUGUUUUGACAGAAAGUAUUGUUGAAUUGAUUAGUGUCUCAGUGAGGUCUGGCUUUGUCAGUGAGGUUGUGUAGCAGACAUCUUCCACAGAUAGAAUGAACUAAUUCUGCAGCCCUGAGGCUCAGAUGAGUAUGCAAGUAUACAAUACCCAGAGUGCCAGAAGUGAUGUCCCUUUUCAAGUGUUUAAAUUUAGAUGUUCAAAUUUCAAUUGGUAUUCCUGCAAUUCCUGGAGCCUUGUUUUUCGCCAGUGUCUUCAGUGUGGCUUGGACUUCAUCCUUCAGUACCACUGGUUCUCAAUCAUAUGCUGUCCCCUUAAAAGGUGGAACGUCGACCAAUUCUUUUUUCAUACAGUGACUUUGCGUAUUCCUUCCAUCUUCUUUUGAUGCUUCCUGUGUCAUUCAAUGUUUUGCCCAUAGAAUCCUUCAAUAUUAUUUCUGCAGUCCUUUCAGCUUGAGAAAUGCCAAAGAGUGUUCCUCCCUUUUAGUUUUCUAACUCAGGUGUUUUUACAUUUCAUGGUAAUACUUUGUCUUCUCAAGUUGCCCUUUGAAAUCGUCUGUUUAGCUCUUUUAGGUCAUCAUUUCUUCCAUUUGCUUUAGCUAUUCUGUGUUCAAGAACAAGUUUCAGAAUCUCUUCUGACAUCCAUUUUGGUCUUUUCUUUUGUUUCCUGUCUUUUUAAUGAUCUUUUGCUUUCUUUAUAUACGAUAUCUUUGCUGUCAUCCCACAACUCCUCUGGUCUUCGUAAUUAGUCUUCAGUAUGUAAAAUCUGUUCUUAAUAUGGUCUGCAACUUCAGGUGGGAUAUAGUCAAGGUCAUAUUAUGGCUUUCAUUGACUUGUUUUAAUUUUCUUCAGUUUCAACUUGAACUUGCAUAUGAACAAUUGAUGGUCUUCUAUUUCACAGUUGUUCCCUGGCCUUGUUCUGACUGAUGAUGUUGAGAUUUUCCAUCGUCUCUUUCCACAGAUGUAGUUGACUUAAUUUCUGUGUAUUCCAUCUGGUGAGGUCCCUGUUUAAAGUCACCUUUUAUGUUGUUGAAAAAAAGGUAGUUGCAAUGAGUAAGUCAUUGUCUUGCAAAAUUCUGUCAUGUAAUAUCCAGCGUUGUUUCUAUCAUCAAGGCCAUAUUUUGCAACUACUGAUCCUUCUUCUUUGUUUCCAACAUUCCAAUCACCAAUAAUUAUCAAUACCCCUUGAUUUCAUAUUUGAUCAUUUCAGACUGCAGAAGUUGGUAAAAAUCUUCGAUUUUUUCAUCUUUGACAUUAGUUGUUGGAGUGUAAAUUUGAAUAAUAGUGAUAAAUAACUAGUCUUCCUAGUAGGAUUAUGGAUAUUAUCCUGUCACUGACACUGAUAGAUCUCGAAAUGUUCUUUUCGACAAUGUAUCGAGCCAUUCCUUUUCAAUUUGUCAUUCCUGGCACAGUAGAUCAUAUGAUAGUCAGAUUCAAAAUAGCCAAUACCAGUCCAUUGCAGCUUGCUAAUGCCUAGGGUACGGACCUUUAUGUGUUCCAUUUCAUUUUUGACAACUUCCAGUUUUCUUAGAUUCAUGCUUCCUACAUUCCAUGUUCUGAUUAUUAGUGCAUGUUAACAGCUGUUUAUUCUCAUUUCAAGUUGUGCCACAUUAGCAACUGGCAGUCUUGAAAGCUUUACUCCAUCUACAUCAUUAAGGUCAACUCUACUUUGAAGAGUCAGCUCUUCCUCAAUGGUAUUUUGAGUGCCUUCCAACCUAAGGGGCUCAUUUUCUGGCACUGUAUCAGACAGUGUUCCACUGCUAUUCAUAAGGUUUUCACUGGCCAGUUUAUUCAGAAGUAGACCGCCAGGUCCUUCUUCCUCGUCUAGUCUGUCUUUGUCUGGAAGCUCCCCGGAAACCUGCCCACAAUGGGUGACCUUGCUGAUGCUUGAAAUAGUGGUGGCAUAGCUUCCACCAUCACGGUAACACGCAAGCCACCACAGUAUGACAAACUGACAGACUCGACUAUGCCAAGAAAUUUGGAAGCCAGCUACCUGGCCAGCCAACUAGAAGAGAUCCAUAUUUGUGCCCACUUCAAAGAAAAGUGAUCCAAGAGAGUAAGGAAAUUAUCAAACAACAUCAUUAAUAUCACUUGCAAGUAAAAUCUUGCUGAAGGUAAUUAAAAAAUGGUUGCAGCAAUACAUCAAAAGAGUACUUCCAGAAAGUCAAGCCAGAUUCAGAAAAGGAUGGGGAAGGAGGGAUAUCACUGCUAAUGUCAGAUGGGUCAUGGCUGAAAGCAGAGAAUACUAGAAAGAUGUUUACCUGUGUUUUAUUGACCAUGCAAAGGCAUUCGACUGUGUGGAUCAUAACAAAUUAUGGAUAACAUUUCAAGGACUGGGAAUUCUGGCACACUUAAUUGUGCUCAUGAGGAACCUGUAUGUAGAGUAAGAGUCAUUUGGACAGAACAAGGGGAUACUUUGUGGCUUAAAAUCAGGAAAGGUGUGUGGCAGGGUCGUAUCCUUUCACCAUACUUAUUCAAUCUGUAUGCUCAGCAAAUAAUCCAAGAAGCUGGACUAUAUGAAGAAGAACAUGGCAACAGGAUUGGAGGAAGACUUAUUAACAACCUGCGAUAUACAGAUAACACAGCCUUGCUUACUGAAAGUGAAGAGGACUUGAAGCACUUACUGAUGAAGAUCAAAGACUACAGCCUUCAGUGUGGAUUACACCUCAACAUAAAGAAAACAAAAAUCCUCACAACUGGACCAAGAAGCAACAUCGUGAUAAAUGGAGAAAAUUUUGAAGUUGUCAAGGUUUCAUUUUACUUAGGUCCACAAUCAACGCCCACAGAAGCAGCAGUCAAAAAUCAAGUGACGUAUCGGGCAAAUCUGCUACAAAAGACCUCUUUAAAGUGUUAAAAAACAAAGAUAUCACUUUGAGGGCUAAGGUGUGCCUGACCCAAACAAUGAUAUUUUCAAUCUCCUCAUAUGCAUGCAAAAGCUGGACAAUGAAUAAGGAAGACGGAAGAAGAAUUGACACCUUUGAAUAACUGUGUUGGUGAAGAUUAUUAAAUAUACCAUGGAUUGCUCUUUUUACCUGCCAGAAGAAUGAACAAGUCUGUGUUCCAGAGUGCUCCUUCAAAGUGAGUAUGGUGAGACUUCAUCUCAUGUACUUUGGACAUGUUAUCAGGAGGGAUCAGUCCUUGGAGAAGGAUAUCAUGCUAGGUAAGGUAGAGGGUUAGCAAAAAAGAAGACCCUUAUGAGAUGGAUUGGCACAGUGGCUGCAACAAUGAGCUCAUAGCAAUAAUUGUGAGGAUGACACAGGACUGGGCAGUGUUUUGAUUCUUUUGUACAUAGGGUUGUUAUGAGUCAGAACCAACUGGAUGGCACCUAACAAUAACAACAACAAGCUUAGAUUAAAGAUGUUCAGAUUUAAAUUUAAAAAUAUGUGCAUAAAUUUCAGAAUUCUUUUGGUAUAUUUGAGCAAAAUGGAGCCCUGGUGGUGCAGUGGUUAAGCACUCACCUGCUAACUGAAACACUGGUGGUUUGAACCCACUAGCUGCUCUGUGGAAGAAAGAUACGGCAGUCUGCUUCCGUAAAGAUUAUAGCCUUGGAAACUCUAUGGGGCAGUUCUACUCUGUCUUAUAGGGUCACUGUGAGUUGGAAUCCAUUCAAAGGCAACUGGCAUAUGAGAAAACUCCUUUAGGACUACUGCCUCAUCCCAGUCCUCAUUUAGAUCUCACUUAGAGCUGGUCCAUUUGGAUGUUACACAGGAGCUGUGCUGAGCUGAACAGUGAUGGAAACUCUACCAGCUAUAGGGACUCUGAACAGUGCUCAGAAGUACACUGGCCUGAGAUGCUGUUGCAUUUGAUCCUGUUUUGGGGGAAGCAAGGGGAGUGGUCAGCAGGUGAGAGGCAUAAAAUUGAGAGUGUUUGUUAACCCAAGAUAGAUGACUGCUUCUCACGUUGGAAUUGCUUAGGGUGUGUUAAAAAAAAAAAAAAAAAAGGACAAGCAAACAAAAAAACAAGUCUCAUGAGAAACAAUAUGCCUCUUCUAACCUUUGUGUGGGAGCCCUGGUGGCUCUGUGGCUAAGAGUUCAGGCUGCUAACCAAAAGGUUGACAGUUCGAAUCUACCAGCCACUCCUUGGAAGCCCAGUUGGGCUGUUCUUCUCGGUCCCAUAGGUCGGAAUCAACCCAGUGGCAAUGGGUUUGGUUUUUUUUAACCUUUGUGUGACAUGAAACUAAAACUGUGGUAGAGUUAGUUUGAUAUGCUAUUGUGCAGUAUAUAGUUAGAUGAUUGGACUUGCCUAUUUUAAAUAACACAAAUCACCAUAAAUAUACUUUUUUAUUCUAUUCCAGAAUUCAGACUAUCAAUUCAAAGUUGAGACUUCUUCUACUUUGUUUCAUAUUUAGGUUCAGUUUGUAUAGAGCCUUCAGCCAGUCAUUCAAACUUUUACUCUCUGUAGCUCGUGACUGAAAUAUAAUAAUUAUCUUUUACCAAGAGUUCCUGUGAGAAAGGCUGUCUAAAAUAUAUUCACAAAAACACUCUUGCAAAGUGUUAUUCUUUUUAUUAUUAGAGAUUUAGAGUCUUUAGCACUUAAGCAGUGUACAGCUGUAAAAACAACCAACCUGUCAGUCCUCAGUAAUGUUCUAAAACGAUUUGGCUACUAUAAUUUGCCCAUUUCACUUUUAAUUUUUUAUGUGUAAAAAAAGUGGAAUGUACUUUAUUAACUAGUGCCUUGGAAAAUUUUAAUAAUCAUCUCAGCUCAUUAGAGCAAUUUUGGAAGAAGGUUUUGCUUCUCAAAUUUUCGAUGUGAAGGCCCCUUUCUAGCCAACUUGGAUUAUAGAGUUAGAAUGUUAUCCUGGCAGCCACAGUCUGAUUCCAUGUUUCAUGGCAUCAAUUUACCAGAAUGUAAAUUGAGAAUCUCAGGAUACAUGUAUCCAGGAGUAGAUGGCUGUGUGGCAGUGGCUAUUCAUAUCUGUAUUCAUAUCUCCUUUUGGGUAUGAAAGUCAUCCCAAUAGAAUCAGAGCUCAGGGGUAAAAACUGAAAUGCAGGUACAAGUAAUUUUAUACUGCUUAUUCCCUAAGAAUUUCUUUUCCUACUACUGAAAAACUAUAAGAGAACUACAGUGCUUCAUUAGUAAAUGGAAAUGGAACAUCGUCUUGGUGUGGUGGGCAGAAUAAUGGCCCCCCAAAAUGUCCAUGUUGUAAUCCCUGAGAAUACAUUAGGUUAGGUUAGAUGGCAAAGGAGAACUAAGGUUGCGGAGUGAAUUAACGUUGCUAAUCAGUUGACUUUAAAAUAGUGAGAGUAUCCUAGAAUACCCGGGUGAAUCCAGUGUAAUCACCAGUGUCCUUAAAAGGGGGAGAAGGAGGCAGAAGAGGCAAGUCAGUUGGAGGAAGAUGUGACUAUGGAAGAAAGGCACAGAAAGAUGUAACACUGCUGACCUUGAAGAUGGAAGAACAGGGCCAUGAGCCAAGGAAUGUAGGCAGCUUCUUGAAGCUGGAAGGGCAAGGAAACAGAUUUUCCCCUAGAGCCUCCAGAAGGGAAUAGAACCCUACAGGGAGCUUGAUUUUAGCUCAGCGUAACCCAUUUUGGACUGUAAUAUAUAAAUUUGCAUUGUUUAGGCCUCUGGAGCUCUGGUGGCACAGUGGUUAAGAGCUCGGCUGCUAACCAAGAGGUCACAGUUCAAAUUCACCAGCUGUCCCUUGGAAACCCUAUGGGGCAGUUCUACUCUGUCCUAUAGGGUUGCUAUGAGUUGGAAUUGACUCGUUCGCAACGAGUUUGGUUUUUGGUUUAGGCCUCUUAAGUGUGUGGUAAUUUGUUACAGCAACCAUAGAAAACUAAUACAUUUGACUUUGACACCUCUGACUUAGAAAAAAAAAUGUUUUUAACUGUUACUGUGCUUAUGUGAAAUAAAUACAGUGAUUCAACUACAAAAAAAAUUUUUUUUUUUUUUCAACUACAGUAGUCAAUUAUGUAUGUUAAGUAACUGGCUAAUUUUAUCUUUAACCAAGUACAGGUUUUUACCCACUUCAUCCAUGAAACUUGUGGUAGAGACAUCCAUACAUGUAUCAGUGGGCAGUAUGAGCAUCUAUAAAGACAAAGUAACAUUGGUAAAAGUAGGUCUUUACUAUGAAUUAUUUCAAAAACUAUUGUUAUGCAACAUGGCAGGCCAGGGGAAGGAAUACUGUAAAUUGGAAAUAAGUUUUAAGGAAAGAAAAAUGAAAAAAUUUUUUAUUUACUUUAGAUGAAGGUUUACAGAACUAGUUUCUCGUUAAGUAGUACUUUUUAUUGCUGUAUGACAUUGGUUAACAACCCCAAGACAUGUCAACACUCUCUCUUCUCAACCUCGGGUUCCCUAUUACCAGCGUUCCUGUCGCCUCCUGCCUUCUACUUCUUGCCCCUGGGCAGGUGUGCUUCUUUAGUCUCGUUUUGUUUUAUGGACCUGUCCAGUCUUUGGCCAAAGGGUGAACCUCAGGAGUGGCUUCAUUACGGGACUGAAAGGGUGUCUGGGGGCCAUACUCUCAGGGUUUCUCCAGUCUCUGUCAGGCCAGCAAGUCUGGUCUUUCUUUUUGAGUUAGAAUUUUGUUCUGCAUUUUUCUCUAGCUCUGUCCAGGACCCUCUAUUGUGAUCCCUGUCAGAGAGGCCAGUAAGGAAAGAGAAUUUAAUCUAACUGAUAUUCAACCAUUUCCUUGGCCAAUAUGGCUGAUGAAUUAUUUCCAAUGAUGCAAACUCAUUCCAUUCACUUAUUUAUGAAAGGAUAGUUCUCUAAGUUACAGAAUAAUUGCCCACUAAGUUUUUUU
Loxodonta africana (African savanna elephant) is the source of this 8231-nucleotide messenger RNA. RefSeq names its product androgen induced 1 (gene AIG1). The transcript has 2 exons. Gene Ontology annotation, cellular component: membrane; endomembrane system. NCBI's taxonomy places the organism in Eukaryota, Metazoa, Chordata, Mammalia, Proboscidea, Elephantidae. Bases 75 to 218 code for a protein of 47 amino acids. The record is from RefSeq and is a predicted model, not a curated record.